UAUACGCAUAACCAAUGUCCCUAUAAUUCCUUAAGGUCGGAGUUCGGCCAAAAGCGAGACAUCAUGGCCGACCCUCAAGCGAACACAGGUCUUGAAGAAGUACUGAAUAUGUUGGCAAAAUGCUGCAAGUGCGGCCAGAAUCCCAAACACAUCAUGGGAAAGCUUCUGCCGUGCGGUCACGUGAUGUGUAUUUCCUGCCUCCAGCAACUGGAGACUUCGCUCAGGAGUCACGAGGUAGACGACGGAGCAAUGAAAGCGCCAGUCUCAGAUGAAAACAUUCGGGAGUGCCAGGAGAAACCUAAGAAUAAGCCGAUCAUCUUGUCCUGUCCGUGCUGUCUGAAGAGCUUCCACGCCCAAAAUACGGGGCUGUCGAACUUGCAGAGUCUAAACCUAGACUUUGGAAUCAUAAAUCAUCUGGUUCGCACCAAUACCAUUUGUAAGAAGGACUGCCAAAAUCUUCCAGGGGAGUCUGCACAGCAUUUUUGUUACGAAUGCAACGCUUGGAUGUGCGGCGAUUGCUCCCCGAGGCAUUGCUCCGCGGAUAGGUCACUCCAUCACGUGGUCACCACGGAUGAAUACAACAAGACAUUUUCUGAAUCCUUUGAACGCUGUCCAACGCAUAGCGAACGUGCAACUAUGUUUUGCACGGAGAGAACCUGUCAGAUUCCCGUAUGUUUAAUGUGUCUGUCAAUUUCCCACGCAGGGCACAAAGCUGUGUCAUUCGAGGAUGCUUCCGCCCUGAUCAGGGAGCGUCUGUCGUCAUUACGGAAGGCCAACAAACGUCGUCAAGAAUCCCUCCGUGACAACAGGCAGAAGCUGACAAUGAAACUGUCAGAUGAAUGCCGCAAAUUCUCCGAGACCAAGGAGCAAAUCGAGUUGAGGAUGGAGGAGCUGCGACACAAAUUGGAGUCGAUGCGGUCACAGGUGACGGAGAAAGGCGAGCAGUCAAUGGAGACAGUGAACGGGGAUUCCAUUGUGGCGAACCUGGUCGAUAAGCUCCUAAAGAGCGCCAUGCAGCAGGAUACGAGUACCAAUGUCCUCCUCGGUGUUAGCAGGAUGAUCAAGAGCAACCGACAGUGGUUCCCGAUGAUCAACUACGGCCCGAAUGGUCCCGAGUUCUACGAUUCAUCUACUCUUACUGUAGCGGGUAUUGUGGAUCCGAUCAAUGACAUUAUGUCUACGAUAUCUUCCGACCCCUGCUACAAAGCUCUGUUGGAGCCGCCUAGAAUACUCCGAAGUCCCUCAGCGUCGAUGCUGCGAUCACUGCACGCGUCUGAUGAGGUGAAGAAGUACACCUUGGCCAAUCAUUUUGUUCCGGAUGAGAUCGCGAGCUAUUUGUCCAAACCUGGCGAGGAACUGUCACAGCUGAGCGUCAAGCACACUACGACCCUGGCCAACAAUGACCUUGGACUUUUGGUCGGGUUCUAUAGCAGUGCCUUUGGAUGGGAAAAUGGAAUUCUUGUCCUGUCUUGCAGGAAUGCCAACAAGACAUUUAAAUGCAAGCGGGCGUUCAGUGUCCGCUACCAGAAACACACCUAUAUCAAGAUCGCGGGGUUUGGAUCCAGUCACCUGAUGCUAGCAGACGACACCAACAGGUGCGUGGUAACGUACACUCUAAACGGAAAGGAGGUCAGCACGUUCAGCUUUUCACCAAACGAAGUUCCCCGCCAUAUUGAAAUUAUGGACAACAAGCUGAUUGUGACCUUCCGCCACGAAAUCAAGACAUUUAUGAUCAAUAUAUGUGGAGAUAUGGACGGGCAGCACCGCGUUGUUUUCGUCCUGUACAAUAACUUGCGUGGCUUUGAGAAGGAGAAUGUCAUGUUAGAGGAUGCGCAUGUCAGCGAGGACGGGCAGCUGUUCGUCCGUGGCUUCAUCUACCCCGAGAACACCAACAGAGUACGGGAGGAUCCAGUCUUCCUUAACUACAGGCUGUACAUCAUAGAUGAGAACCACAGGUCUGCUUCCUCACGUAAGGUCCAGUACAACUCCUGCGCUGACAUGUACGGUGUUGGCAGCAUUGCGCUGUCUCCAAACGGACGGUACAUGUUCACCGCGGAUUACAACCAAAACGCCGUCCUGGAGAUCCCGAUCAAGCGAGUUGCAAAGCGCACCACCAUAGAUGUUGGACGCAGCAGCUGUCUUCUCUCUAACUUGGACGGGAUUGAGAAACUAAAGACUGUGGCCGUGGAUAGAAAUGGAGAUCUUGUGAUUGUCCAAGCAAAGGAUGUCAAACUUUUCAGGAAAGUCUAAAUGUAUGACAUUGAAAGAAGAGAAAACAUCCCUAAACCAGCACUUUUAUUAGUA
Molecule: messenger RNA, 2304 nt
Organism: Lineus longissimus
Lineage: Eukaryota; Metazoa; Nemertea; Pilidiophora; Heteronemertea; Lineidae
Exons: 2
Coding region: 64-2250 (728 amino acids)
Biological process (GO): protein monoubiquitination
Molecular function (GO): zinc ion binding; ubiquitin protein ligase activity
Source: RefSeq, a predicted model, not a curated record